Neoarius graeffei (lesser salmon catfish) is the source of this 1550-nucleotide messenger RNA. It is a transcript of the gene tp53i3, whose product is annotated as tumor protein p53 inducible protein 3. Gene Ontology annotation, molecular function: quinone binding; NADPH binding; quinone reductase (NADPH) activity. The transcript has 6 exons. Lineage: Eukaryota; Metazoa; Chordata; Actinopteri; Siluriformes; Ariidae. The record is from RefSeq and is a predicted model, not a curated record. The coding region runs from base 330 to 1436 and encodes 368 amino acids.
CCCAGCACACAACCAGAGUCGGUGAAAUACUCAUCCGGAACUUUACCUAAUAGUGACAUUUAGCUCCAGAAAAUGUAGUUUAUGAAAUGAAUCGUAACAAAACAUACAUUAACAAUGUGCACUUUAUAAAAUAUAUUAAAAAUUAACUAAAAUAAAUUCCAUACAGUAACAAUGUGCGCUUAACAAAAGUGUAAUUUUGGAUCUACUUCUUGUUUUUUUGGACUCCGACUUGUUGCAUUUGAAAGCAUCAAUUCUGCGCAGGUAUUGCGCAUAUCGUGGUUUCUCGUCGUUUCUGAUCUCCACCACAUUUUUGUGUGACAAGAAAACACAUGUUUCUGACAUUUUAUGUUCAGAUUGAAAUAUUGUUUCCUUAUCCAGUACUAUUACACUUGCCAGAAGUCAUGCUUCAGCAUCUAGAUGAAGACACUACAAUGCAGGCAGUAUGUUUCAAAGAACCAGGUGGACCAGAGAAGCUGUAUUUAGGACGAGUUCCCAAACCUGAACCUAAAGAUGGGGAAGUCCUCAUUAAAGUCUAUGCAACAGCUUUAAACAGAGCUGAUGUGUUACAGAGGAGAGGUCUUUACCCAGCUCCUCCAGGAGCAAGUGAGAUCCUUGGUUUGGAGGCUGCUGGGGUGAUCACUGGUUUUGGCCCUGGACUCCAGAGGAAUUUUAAUCUAGGUGAUAAGGUCAUGGCUUUGCUUUCUGGUGGUGGAUAUGCACAGUAUGUAGCUGUGCCUGAGGAACUUCUCAUGCCAGUACCUUCGCAUCUCACUCUCUAUGAGGCUGCAGCAAUCCCAGAGGCCUGGCUGACCGCCUACCAACUUCUGCACUUAAUAGCCCAAGUUAAGGAAGGAGAGUCCGUGUUAAUUCAUGCUGGAGCAAGUGGAGUUGGCACUGCUGCCAUUCAGCUUGCUUAUCUAUUUUGCGCCAUUCCAUUGGUGACUGCUGGAAGCCCUGAUAAGUUAAAGCUUGCAGAAAAACUGGGUGCAGCUGCUGGGUUCAAUUACAAAGAAGGGGAUUUCUCUGAUCAGGUUCUGCAGUUCACUCAAGGCAGAGGGGUUGAUAUUAUCCUUGACUGCAUAGGUGGAUCUUAUUGGGAGAAAAAUGUGCAUAGUUUGGCUAUGGAUGGAAGAUGGGUGCUCUAUGGUGUUAUGGGGGGGAAAGCAGUGGAUGGAGACUUGCUUGGCAAACUUUUAUUUAAGCGCGGCCACAUUCUUAGUAGUCUCCUCAGGUCACGGAAUCUACAGUAUAAAGCUGAACUAGUCAGGAGCUUCACUGAACAGGUUUUGCCACACUUUCAGUCAACAGACCUGCUCACAUCACUGAGGCCUAUAAUCGAUACAGUGUUCAACAUGGAAGACAUUACUGAAGCACACAGACACAUGGAGGCCAACAAAAAUACUGGAAAAAUCAUAAUCAAGGUUUCAGAGACGUGAUGUUUCUUUAUACUGAUUAUGCUUAGGUCAUGCACAUUUUAAAAUGCAUGCAUCUGUAGAACACUGAGAAGGAUUUUUAUGAUAUGUAAUAAAGAUUAAAGAUCAAAUUCAUAA